This is a messenger RNA of Poecilia latipinna (sailfin molly), 2095 nucleotides long. Its product is annotated as BTB/POZ domain-containing protein KCTD16-like. NCBI's taxonomy places the organism in Eukaryota, Metazoa, Chordata, Actinopteri, Cyprinodontiformes, Poeciliidae. Gene Ontology annotation, cellular component: postsynaptic membrane; presynaptic membrane; signaling receptor complex. Gene Ontology annotation, biological process: protein homooligomerization; regulation of G protein-coupled receptor signaling pathway. The record is from RefSeq and is a predicted model, not a curated record. The transcript is spliced from 2 exons. The coding region runs from base 679 to 1929 and encodes 416 amino acids. Gene Ontology annotation, molecular function: protein binding.
CCCCCUCCCCUCCCAUCUAUCAGCCCGUUUUCGUGUUGAUGGACUGCAAAGUGACAUUUUCCUUUAAGAUGAUGUAAGACUGUGCUUCACGGGUGGAUUUGUUUCCUCUCCUCCGUGUCACAGCUCGGAACAACGUUAUCUUAAAUCUUCAGCCGGUUUGGCUGCUUCCGCACUCAGCAGUUUGGAGAGACUGGUGCGCAAAGGAGUCCCGCUUCCUGCCUCCUCCUCCUCCUCAUCAUCAUCAUCAUCCUCCCAAUGAGCGCGUUUCAGCAUCCCAGCAGUCAGGAGGAGAGCGACAGGAUGCUCUCACAAUUUCUCUUCCAUUUCAUCCUGGAUUUAAGAAGGUUGAGUUAAGAUCCAGGUUUACUGAAACUUUUUAAAAUUGUAUUUUUGUUGUUGUUGUUGAAAGUUCGCUUUUAUUCACUUCCACGACCAAAUCGCAGUGGCUGCCUGUAACAUGAUACUGGUUAUGAUAAUCGAUGCUGGACUUUUACGCACGCACUUGAAGGAUGCACCGUAGACGUACAGUUGGGAUUGUUCUGUCAUAAAAUAAAAAGCGCUGGAUGCCAGCAGGACUGCGUCUGGAAUCGGGAACUCCGCUUUGGUGUCUGAGCGCCUCAUCUCCAUGCAGCUGCACCCCACACCCUGAACUUCUGGGACGUUUCGUGCGAGAGAGAGAUGGCACUGAUCGAAAACUGCAAAACGCAGCCCGCCAAAGACCAGGGCUCGGUGCAAAACCCUCCGUCGGACGUGGUUGAGCUGAACGUGGGUGGGCAGGUUUAUUAUACCCGUCACGCCACCUUGACGAGCUUCCCGAAUUCCUUACUUGGGAAGCUGUUUUCUAACAAGAAGGGGUCUUCAAAUGACUUGUCACGGGAUUUCAGAGGGCGGUAUUUUAUCGACAGAGAUGGAUUUUUGUUCCGGUACGUGUUGGAUUACCUCAGAGACAAGCAGGUUGUCCUCCCUGACCACUUUCCAGAGAGAGGGAGGCUGAAGAGAGAGGCCGAGUACUUCCAGCUGCCGGAACUGACCAAACUUCUGUCAGGCGACGAGCCGAAGCUGUUUCAGGAUGACAGUGACUGGGAUGAGGAGUCGCAGGGCAGCGAUCACAGGCUGUACCCGUCUUACUCCCUGGACAGGAGGUAUGGUUACAUUACUGUCGCCUUCAGAGGCAGAGAGUACCACGCUGACCCCAAGGCCAAAAAGUUACCCAGGAUCUUCAUCAGCAGCCGGAUUGGACUGGCCAAGGAGGUGUUUGGAGACGCCCUGAAUGAGAACAGGGAUCUGGACAGACCCCCGGACCGAUACACCUGCAGGUUUUACCUCAAGUUCAAGCACCUGGAGAGGGCUUUUGACAUGCUGUCAGAAAGUGGCUUUCACAUUGUGGCCUGCAACACCUCGCUGACUGCGUCCUCCACGGGUCAUUACGCGGACGACAGGGUCUGGUCCAACUAUACACAGUACAUCUUUUACCGCGGGCCAUCGCGGUGGUCGUCCUCUCACUGUGACUGCUGCUGCAAGAGCCACAAAAGUGAGCGCGAGGGCGAGAGCGGCACCUCCUUCAAUGACCUCUCCACGUCCUGCUCCGAGACCCAGUCGGAGGCCAGCACCCCACAGGGAACCGUGAUACACGCGCCCGUCAGCCGUCAGUCCAAAAUCCAGACCCUGGACCGACCUGUGCCCAAAGGCCCGGCCCUCAUGCUGCAGCAGCAGGCCGAGAUGCGCCGCAAGACGGACAUGCUGCGCGUGAGGACCUUCGGCGUGCGGGAGCGUGACGCCGCCAAGAGGAAAGCACACAAAGAGAAGAUGACUCCGGAGCAGGAGCUGCAGAAAUGCAUUCAGGACUUCCGGCGCAUUAGGAUUCCCGAUCACUUCCCGGAGAGGAAGUACAUGUGGCAAUCCGAGCUCCUAAGAAAGUACAGACUCUAAAAAAUGAGCGGGAAAGGGGGAAGUAAAGACAGCGAGAUGGUGCUAUAGUGUCAUAUCACCGCCAGUAAAGAGUAUUACAAAGCAUUAUCGAUGCACUGCGCACUCUGAGGCACAUAUUGUACCAGAGAAUAUGACUGUCCUGCCAGGAUGGAUUGCAAAGCACACA